GAAACAAAAGAUACCCAUCCUCUACGAAAAUAAAAUAUCGUAAACCGCUAUCGCAGACACAGAUCCUCAGACGAUCGAGCGAGACCAUGAUAGAGGAUCCUUGCGCGAUCCUCGGCGCACCGGCGACCGGCCGAGCAUUAAAACAUCUGAUCAGGAUGUUUCCCGUACUCGCGGUCGAGUUGUUGUUCUUCGCCAUCUUCGGUCAGACGACACACGAACAGUUCAAGGUAGAGAAGCUGCAGCCCGAGUGGACGACCGUCCUCUUCAAGCUCGCCUUCGGCAUUUACAUGUUGGUGUCGGUGGUGGUGCUUAUUAAUCUCCUGAUCGCCAUGAUGAGCGAUACCUAUCAGCGGAUACAGGCGCAGUCGGACAUCGAGUGGAAAUACGGAUUGAGCAAGCUCGUUCGAAAUAUGCACAGGACCACCACGGCGCCAUCUCCGCUGAAUCUCCUGUCUACGUGGAUCACGUAUUUCGUUAAACUCUGCAAGAAACGCUUGACCAAGAAGCAACAGCGGCCGUCCCUGAUGCACCUGAUGGGCGGUGCCCGACUGUCCCCUCGUACCAGGAUGGGUGCCAAAUGGUUGUCUAAGGUGAAGAAGAACACGCAGGUGGGACAUAAGGACAGCGUCGCCUUAUCGGUCGUUCACCUGAGUCCCCUCGGGAGCCAGCUGUCCUUCAGCAACACGGUCAAGAUCGACAACGUUGUCGAUUGGGAAAUUGUCAGACGCAAAUACAGGGAUCUUUACGGCGAGAAGAUCGAAGAGAAGCCGGUCGAAGAGGCUAAGGAGUCGACGGAGACGAAUCCACUGGCUGUCUUGGAGGGUUCAUCGAGCGAUGCCGAAAAAUCGAAGCUCGGACUUGGUGUUUGAAAACGAGAAGGGAAACCGCUGAGGAUAAUCAUCGACAAUAUUACGUAACAUCCUCUCGUGGAGGAGAGAAAGCAGAACUCUUCCUGUUUUCGCAUAUUCGCCGUAUUAAUGCGUUUAGUCGCAUGCGUUAAACUUGUACAUAUCGCCGUAGGGCGUGCGGAGUACCUUGUCAGUAUUUUCGAAAUAAACGCCUAAGCUCGA
This is a messenger RNA of Pogonomyrmex barbatus (red harvester ant), 1070 nucleotides long. RefSeq lists its product as uncharacterized. Gene Ontology annotation, biological process: regulation of cytosolic calcium ion concentration; calcium ion transmembrane transport. Lineage: Eukaryota; Metazoa; Arthropoda; Insecta; Hymenoptera; Formicidae. The record is from RefSeq and is a predicted model, not a curated record. Gene Ontology annotation, molecular function: inositol 1,4,5 trisphosphate binding; store-operated calcium channel activity. Gene Ontology annotation, cellular component: plasma membrane; cation channel complex.